GAUGACCGGAAGUGGGCUCCGAGCGGCGCGGCCAGACCCAGCUCCUGGGAGCUGGUCAAGGAGCGCGAGGAAGGCGGGGCGCAGGGCGGGGCCGCCUCGGGGGCGGGGCCGGCGGGCCGGCGGGCGGGGGCGGGGACCCCUCCCGGCCGGACCCCGCCUGCUCGGGCGCCCGCGGCGGCGCGGCCAUGAAGCUGAAGCUGAAGAACGUGUUUCUCGCCUACUUCCUGGUGUCGAUCGCCGGCCUACUCUACGCGCUGGUGCAGCUCGGCCAGCCAUGUGACUGCCUCCCUCCCCUGCGGGCAGCUGCUGAGCAGCUUCGGCAGAAGGAUCUGAGGAUUUCUGAGCUGCAAGCUGAUCUCCGUCGCCCACCCCCCGCCCCUGCCCAGCCCCCUGAACCUGAGGCCCUGCCUACUAUCUAUGUCAUUACCCCCACUUAUGCCAGGCUGGUGCAGAAGGCAGAGCUGGUGCGGCUGUCCCAGACGCUGAGCCUGGUUCCCCGGCUGCACUGGUUGUUGGUGGAGGACUCCGAUGGCCCUACCCCGCUGGUCUCGGGGCUGCUGGCUGCCUCCGGCCUCCUCUUCACACACCUGGCCGUCCUCACCCCCAAGGCUCAGCGGCUUCGGGAAGGCGAGCCUGGCUGGGUUCGGCCUCGUGGUGUCGAGCAGCGGAACAAGGCCCUGGAGUGGCUUCGGGGCAGAGGGGGCGCUGUGGGGGGGGAAAAGGACCCACCGCCACCAGGGACCCAGGGAGUCGUGUACUUUGCUGAUGAUGACAACACCUAUAGCCGGGAGCUCUUUGAGGAGAUGCGCUGGACUCGUGGUGUCUCAGUGUGGCCCGUGGGGCUGGUGGGCGGUCUGCGAUUCGAGGGCCCUCGGGUGCAGGACGGCCGGGUUGUGGGCUUCCACACAGCAUGGGAGCCCAACAGGCCCUUCCCCGUGGAUAUGGCGGGAUUUGCUGUUGCUCUGCCCUUGCUGUUGGCUAAGCCCAGUGCCCAGUUUGAUGCUACUGCCCCACGGGGCCACCUAGAGAGCAGUCUCCUGAGCCACCUAGUGGAUCCCAAGGACCUAGAGCCACGGGCUGCCAAUUGCACACGGGUACUGGUGUGGCAUACACGGACAGAGAAACCCAAGAUGAAGCAGGAGGAGCAGCUACAGCGGCAGGGCCGGGGUUCAGACCCUGCCAUUGAGGUGUGAUGGCAGCCCCACCCUGACUUCCACCUUAUUUUAGGCACAGACCUUGUGAGACUGGGCACAUGGCCUGCCCAGGAUGCAGUUUUCCAAGUCCUGACCCCUCAGAGCCAGAGGCAGCACCUCCAGCCCUAGGGCAUAGCCCAGCUGCUCCUCCCCUCCUCCAGCCUGCCAUGUGGCACUGCCCACAGGCUGGGGACAAGUAGCCCUUGUGUUGAGCCAGGUCAGCCCUGUCUGGGGUGGAGCAAAAGGACAGAUAGACUCAGGAGGGAGGGUGGCUAAGGAACUGGGUAACUUAUUGGGGCUGGGUAUGCACUGGGGGGGGGGGGGCGGAAGGAGCUGGGCUGGACCCUCCCCACCUGAGCAUGCGGACCCCCCCUCCUACCUCCAGAAUAAAGAAUCUCA
Sciurus carolinensis (gray squirrel) is the source of this 1592-nucleotide messenger RNA. It is a transcript of the gene B3gat3, whose product is annotated as beta-1,3-glucuronyltransferase 3. The record is from RefSeq and is a predicted model, not a curated record. Gene Ontology annotation, cellular component: Golgi membrane. Gene Ontology annotation, biological process: chondroitin sulfate proteoglycan biosynthetic process; carbohydrate metabolic process. Gene Ontology annotation, molecular function: galactosylgalactosylxylosylprotein 3-beta-glucuronosyltransferase activity. NCBI's taxonomy places the organism in Eukaryota, Metazoa, Chordata, Mammalia, Rodentia, Sciuridae. The coding region runs from base 186 to 1193 and encodes 335 amino acids. The transcript is spliced from 5 exons.